Molecule: messenger RNA, 845 nt
Organism: Eublepharis macularius
Lineage: Eukaryota; Metazoa; Chordata; Lepidosauria; Squamata; Eublepharidae
Gene: HSCB
Product: HscB mitochondrial iron-sulfur cluster cochaperone
Exons: 5
Coding region: 78-458 (126 amino acids)
Biological process (GO): protein complex oligomerization; [2Fe-2S] cluster assembly
Cellular component (GO): mitochondrion
Molecular function (GO): ATPase activator activity; protein-folding chaperone binding
Source: RefSeq, a predicted model, not a curated record
GCCGCCCCGCGCUUCUGCCCGGCCUGCCGCGCCCUGCAGCCCCCGGAGAGCGGCGCCGACCUCUUCCGCCUGCUGGGAUGGCGGAGCGGGACUUCUCGGCGCAGCACUCGGCCCUGGUGAACGCGGCCUACCGCACCUUGCGCAGCCCCCUCAGCCGCGGCCUCUACCUGCUGGAGUUAAACGGGGUAGAACUGGAGAAAGGGACAGACAGCCAGGAGGAUCCUGAGUUCCUCUCAGAAAUCAUGGAGAUGAACGAGAAACUGGCAGAAACUAACAGUGAAGAAGGUGCAAGAGAAGAGAUGGAGAACUACAUCGCAGCAAAACAAGAGGAGCUGACCAAAGAUGUGAGCCAAGCCUUUGACCAAGAUGAUCUUCAGAAAGCAAAAAAAGUUUUGGCCAAAAUGAAAUAUUUUGCCAACCUGGAAGAAACGGUGAAGAGGAAAAAGGUCCCUUCCUAGCAUCGGAUGAUUACGCGUGACGGGCGUUUGCCAUUUUAGUAUUUCCCAGUAAAGAAGCUGCAAGCAGUAAAGCCAUUUUGUGUCGCUCUUGGUUUUUCUGCUCCUGAUAAAAUACAAAGAGCCCUCCUGGAUAAGACCACCAGCCCAGCAUCCUGCUUCCAGCCAGGGCCUCCAAGCAGUGCUAGAAGCUGAUCCUCCCUCACCCCCCACCCACUGCCCCUCUGACAACUGCGGUGCGGGGCAUGCUGUGUUUAAACCUGGAGGGUCCCCAGUUGGACACUGCGGGUAAUAGCCAUGGACAGGCCCAAGAGGGAGGGGAGUCUGGAGUGGAGGAAGCCCACUCUGGUUCAUGAAGGCAUAUGGUGGAAUAAAAUGUGUUUAAGGUGC